Monoraphidium neglectum is the source of this 615-nucleotide messenger RNA. Its product is annotated as glutathione peroxidase. NCBI's taxonomy places the organism in Eukaryota, Viridiplantae, Chlorophyta, Chlorophyceae, Sphaeropleales, Selenastraceae. The transcript is spliced from 6 exons. Bases 1 to 615 code for a protein of 204 amino acids. Gene Ontology annotation, molecular function: glutathione peroxidase activity. The record is from RefSeq and is a predicted model, not a curated record. Gene Ontology annotation, biological process: response to oxidative stress.
AUGAUCAGCGCACAGGUCGCCCCCCGCGCUUUUGCGCGCAACACAGUUGCUCGUGGCAGCUUCGGCAGCCGUAAGCCGGCCGUGGCCUGCAACGCGAUCCUGGGGGGUCUCUUCACUAAGCCGACGACCGAGGAGGGCUUCUACAGCUACAAGGUCAAGUCCAUCGAGGGCAAGGACGUGAACCUCUCCCAGUACAAGGGCAAGGUGGUGCUGGUCGUCAACACCGCCAGCGCCUGCGGGUUCACCCCCCAGUUUGCCGAGCUGCAGGGCGUCUACGACAAGUACAAGAACAAGGGCUUCGUGGUGCUGGGCUUCCCCUGCAACCAGUUUGGCGCCCAGGACCCCGGCAGCAACUCCGAGAUCAAGUCCUUCGCCAAGUCUAACUACAACGUCACGUUCCCCCUCUUCUCCAAGGUGGAUGUGAACGGCGCCUCCGCGGACCCCCUCUUCGACUUCCUCAAGAACGAGAAGGCUGGCCUCUUCGGCUCCAAGGACAUCAAGUGGAACUUCAGCAAGUUCCUGGUCGACAAGGAGGGCGAGGUUGUGGGCCGCUACGCCCCCACCACCACCCCCGCCCAGCUGGAGAAGGAGAUUGAGAAGCUGAUUGCCGCCUGA